AUGGCAGGAAUUUUUGAACAGUCUCGCGGCGGAGGAACGCUGUGUAAGCUUGAGCAGUUCUUCUUGGGCGGCCAAAAGAUUAGCGGGCAGGACAUUCGUGACCAAAAUGUCCUCGCGACUCAGGCAAUUGCAAAUGUCGUCAAGUCGUCGUUCGGCCCUUCAGGGCUAGACAAGAUGAUGGUCGACGACAUUGGUGACGUUACCGUAACGAACGACGGCGCUACAAUCCUCUCUUUGCUCGACAUCGAACACCCCGCCGGCAAGAUCCUCGUCGAUUUGGCACAACAGCAAGAUAAGGAGGUUGGCGAUGGCACAACAUCAGUCGUCAUAAUAGCGGCGGAGCUUCUGCGGAGAGCAAACGAGCUCAUGAAGAACAAGAUCCACCCCACCACAAUCAUAACAGGCUACAGGCUGGCUCUGAGGGAAGCUGUCAAGUACAUGAACGAGAACAUCAGCACCAAGGUCGAUGCGCUCGGUCGCGACUCCCUCGUCAACAUCGCUAAGACGUCCAUGUCCAGCAAGAUCAUCGGAUCCGACUCGGACUUCUUCGCCAACAUGGUUGUGGACGCCAUGCAGUCUGUCAAGAUGACCAACAACAAGGGCGAGAUCAAGUACCCCGUGAAGGCUGUCAACAUCCUCAAGGCACACGGCCAGAGCGCCACUCAGUCUCAGCUUGUCAAGGGUUACGCGCUGAACUGCACAGUCGCUUCGCAGGCCAUGAAGACGCGGAUAAAAGACGCGAAGAUUGCCUGCUUGGACAUCAACUUGCAGAAGGAGCGCAUGAAGCUAGGCGUACACAUCACAAUCGACGACCCGGAACAACUGGAGAAGAUUCGGGAGCGCGAGGCCGGCAUUGUCACCGAACGCAUCGAGAUGAUCUUGAAGGCGGGCGCGAAUGUUGUCAUGACUACCAAGGGCAUUGACGACCUCUGCUUGAAGCACUUCAUCGAGAAGGGUGCUAUGGCAGUACGACGAUGCAAGAAGGAGGAUCUGCGAAGGAUAGCCAAGGCGACUGGCGCAACCCUGGUCAGCACCUUGUCCGACUUGAACGGUGACGAGAAGUUUGAGGCAUCGAGUCUUGGUUCUGCGGAAGAGGUAUCUCAAGAGCGCAUUUCGGAUGAUGAGUGUAUUCUCGUCAAGGGUACUAAGGCCUUUUCAUCUGCAUCCAUCAUUCUCCGUGGAGCAAACGACUAUGCUUUGGACGAGAUGGAGCGCUCAGUGCACGACUCGCUGUCAGCUGUCAAGCGGACGCUCGAGAGUGGACGCAUUGUUCCUGGUGGAGGCGCUGUUGAGACUGCUCUGCACAUAUACCUCGAAGAGUGGGCAACUUCAGUGGGCUCUCGUGAGCAAUUGGCUAUUGCCGCCUUUGCACAGUCUCUCCUCGCUAUCCCUAAGACUCUAGCCAUCAACGCCGCCAAGGACGCUACCGAGCUGGUUGCAAACCUCCGAUCGAGGCAUGCACUUUCACAACGGACAGUGAACCCGUCCGACCCCUCUUCGCAGGACGCCAGCAAGUUGGCAAAAUCCAAGAACUACAAGAACUAUGGUCUGGAUCUGGCCAACGGCAAAGUGCACGACUGCUUGAAGGCUGGCGUUCUCGAGCCAAGUAUGAGCAAGGUGAAACAGCUGAAGUCUGCCGUAGAGGCGUGUGUCGCCAUCAUGCGUAUUGAUACCCUGAUCAAGCUGGAUCCUGAGGAGCGCGGCGGUGGUGAAGACGACGGUCAUGGGCACUAAAUAGUCCGGGUCAGAUUCAAGAAAUAUAUAAAAGGCUAGAAACGGCCAACGAGUAAUGCAUUACACAAUCACACAGCAGUCAAUCAGCUGGAGCGACUCACAACA
Parastagonospora nodorum SN15 is the source of this 1839-nucleotide messenger RNA. RefSeq lists its product as hypothetical. Gene Ontology annotation, cellular component: chaperonin-containing T-complex. The record is from RefSeq and is a predicted model, not a curated record. Gene Ontology annotation, molecular function: ATP hydrolysis activity; ATP binding; ATP-dependent protein folding chaperone. Gene Ontology annotation, biological process: protein folding. Lineage: Eukaryota; Fungi; Ascomycota; Dothideomycetes; Pleosporales; Phaeosphaeriaceae. Bases 1 to 1734 code for a protein of 577 amino acids. The transcript is spliced from 3 exons.